Poecilia latipinna (sailfin molly) is the source of this 1348-nucleotide messenger RNA. It is a transcript of the gene igsf21a, whose product is annotated as immunoglobin superfamily, member 21a. Bases 76 to 1260 code for a protein of 394 amino acids. The transcript has 8 exons. Lineage: Eukaryota; Metazoa; Chordata; Actinopteri; Cyprinodontiformes; Poeciliidae. The record is from RefSeq and is a predicted model, not a curated record. Gene Ontology annotation, cellular component: adherens junction. Gene Ontology annotation, biological process: heterophilic cell-cell adhesion; homophilic cell-cell adhesion.
UGAUAAUGGGUUUUCUAUUCUUUACAGGUCACAGAUGGAGGUACAAUCAAGCAGAAAAUCUUCACCUAUGAUGCCAUGUUUAAUACAAAUUACUCUCAUAUGGAGGACUACCGCAGGCGUGAAGAUCUUGUGUAUCAAUCAACCGUCCGGCUCCCAGAGGUACGGAUCUCAGACAAUGGGCCUUAUGAAUGCCAUGUGGGCAUCUAUGACCGGGCAACAAGGGAGAAGGUUGUCCUGGCUUCAGGAAAUGUUUUUCUUACAGUUAUGUCUCCUCCAAAUAACAUAUCAGUGCUGGCUGAGAACACUCCAGCCCCCUUCAGUCGAUACCAAGCUCAGAAUUUCACUCUUGUCUGCACAGCAAAAGGAGGAAAGCCAGCCCCAUCGGUGUACUUUAAGCGUGAUGGCGAGCUGAUAGAGGUAAUUUCCUACACUGAGCCCUCCACCAGCGAGCGAGCAGCCGGCUCAGCAGGAUGGAGAGGAGCCAGGCCACUCAUCAGCAGGGACCUUGAUGAGACCAAACUGCAGCGUUCCCUCUCUCUUCUCGAUCCGGAAGGCCGGUCGGCCCGUCUGUACACAGAGAGCCCUCAGCGUGUGCACACUCAGGGCCAGCAGGCCUAUGAACCCAGCCCUGCAACAGAGGUCAUUCCAGAGACAGUGGUGAGCCGAGAGUUCCCCCGCUGGGUACACAGCACGGACCCUCUGUACUACUUUAGUCACACUCAGAUCCCUCAGAGCGACGGCUCUGUUGUGGUACAGGCUCGACUUACCUGGACCCUCAACCCUCAGCUGGAUAACGAUGCCCUCUUCAGCUGUGAAGUUAAGCACCCAGCAUUAUCCAUGCCCAUGCAGACAGAGGUCACUCUGGCUUCUCCUAAGGGUCCUAAACUCUUCAUGACCCCCACUAGGGCAAAGGUUGGGGACACAGUGCGCAUCUCUGUACAAGGAUUCCAGAAUGAAGUAUUUCCUGAGCCACUCUUCACCUGGACACGGGUGGGAGGCCGCCUACUGGAUGGCAGUGCCGAGCGUGAGGGGAGAGAGCUGAUUCUGGAGAGAGUGCCGGCAGAGCUCAAUGGCUCCAUGUAUCGCUGCACAGCCCAGAAUCCUUUGGGUUCUACAGACACACACACUCGUCUCAUAGUUUUUGAAAAUCCGAGCAUGAUGAAAAACACGCAGAAUCCCAACAAUGAAGCCACUCGCACAGAAAAGCGUGGACUGACGUGGCUUGCACUUGUUCUCACAGUUACAGUGGGACUGACGUGAAACUGCUUCUUCAAGACACUCUCCCUCACAAAUAUAGACACACAUUUUGCCCAUACAAAACACAACAUCUGAAUAUGCACACAGAAAA